CCUUCCCCCUCUCACUCGACCUUUUGAACACUCCCUUCCUUCCCGCCACUGCACUCAACUAAUACCACCCCGGCACAACUCCCGGCACUCCCGCAUCGUUAAUGCAUGGCGCCCUUCGACCUCGAUGCGUGCAUCGAGCGGCUCAAGAACAAGCAGCUGCUCGGCGAAGCGCUGCUUCGCGAGAUAUGCGAGAAGACCAAGGAGGUUCUCAUGCGCGAGUCCAACGUCGUCCACGUCUCGUCGCCAGUGACCGUCGUCGGAGACAUUCACGGCCAGUUCCACGACUUGAUAGAGAUCUUCAGGAUAGGCGGCUCGGCGCCAAACACAAACUACUUGUUCCUCGGCGACUAUGUUGACCGUGGCCUGCACUCUGUGGAGACGAUAUCGCUCCUCACCUGCCUCAAGCUACGAUACCCGGAGCGCAUUCAGCUCAUCCGAGGCAACCACGAGUCGCGUGCCGUUACCCAAACAUAUGGCUUCUACCUCGAGUGCACGCGCAAGUACGGUUCGCCGACGGUGUGGCAGUACUUUACCGACAUGUUCGACUUCUUGACCCUGUCAUGUGUUAUUGACGACGCCAUCUUCUGCGUCCACGGAGGCCUUAGCCCGUCAAUUCACCACAUUGACCAGAUCAAGGUCAUUGACCGAUUCCGAGAGAUUCCGCACGAGGGCCCGAUGGCCGACCUGGUGUGGUCGGACCCCGACCCAGAGAAGGAGGACUUUGCGAUCAGUCCACGAGGCGCAGGCUACACGUUUGGCGCAUCGAUCGUCAAGAAAUUCCUGCAGCUCAACGACAUGAACCACGUCUUAAGGGCCCACCAACUCUGCAUGGAGGGCUACUCGGUGCUAUACAACGACCAACUGAGCACGGUUUGGAGUGCGCCAAAUUACUGUUACAGAUGCGGCAACAUGGCCAGUAUCCUAGAAGUGUCGCCCGGCGGAGGAAGAUACUUCAACGUCUUUGACGCAGCACCAGAGAACGAGCGAGAUGGACCCGCACAGCAGCAAGCAUCAGCAAAGGCAAUAGAAUACUUUUUGUAGAGCCCAAGAGAGAAGUAGAUAUGAUGAGAGAGUCGAGCGACUCGACCACCCAGCAUUUUGUAAUGGCCAACGUAAUGUAAUACCCUGUGAAUGUGGUGGGGCAGUCGCGUGCGGUACAAGUGUGGGCGCGGUAACCGUGAUGCCGCUACUCCCACUCAAGAUGGGCAAAGAGGUCGUCGACGAGGCCGAAGCUGCGCUGGACCACCACG
Molecule: messenger RNA, 1250 nt
Organism: Vanrija pseudolonga
Lineage: Eukaryota; Fungi; Basidiomycota; Tremellomycetes; Trichosporonales; Trichosporonaceae
Gene: SPAC22H10.04
Product: Putative serine/threonine-protein phosphatase
Exons: 7
Coding region: 106-1041 (311 amino acids)
Cellular component (GO): FAR/SIP/STRIPAK complex
Molecular function (GO): protein serine/threonine phosphatase activity
Source: RefSeq, a predicted model, not a curated record